CCAUCCCAAACCAUCUAAAUUCAAAAAAAAUCAUCCCAAAAUGCCUGUAUACCAUAUCGUCCUCUUCCGCCUCAAACAAGGCGUCACCUCAGCGCAAUUAGCCACCUGGUCCCAAAUCAGUCAGGCCAUGGUGGGUAAAAUCCCCGGCCUCAUCUCCCUCAAGACGAACCCCCCUCUGCCGAUUUCGGUUCCCCGUGCAAAGGGGUUUGAUAUGGGUCUCGUGGCGGUGUUGGAGUCCCCAGAGCAUGUGGCUGGUUAUGCGACGCAUCCGGCUCAUCUGGAGUGAGUUCUACUAUUCCUUCUUUCCGUAAUAAGGAAACAGGCUAAUAUGGGAGUGUAGGGUUCAUAAGAUGAGAGAAGAAUUGUGUG
Messenger RNA from Aspergillus wentii DTO 134E9, 369 nucleotides. RefSeq lists its product as uncharacterized. The transcript is spliced from 2 exons. NCBI's taxonomy places the organism in Eukaryota, Fungi, Ascomycota, Eurotiomycetes, Eurotiales, Aspergillaceae. The coding region runs from base 41 to 286 and encodes 81 amino acids. The record is from RefSeq and is a predicted model, not a curated record.